Messenger RNA from Ficedula albicollis (Collared flycatcher), 3069 nucleotides. RefSeq names its product chromosome 4 open reading frame, human C4orf50 (gene C4H4orf50). The record is from RefSeq and is a predicted model, not a curated record. The coding region runs from base 535 to 2880 and encodes 781 amino acids. The transcript is spliced from 13 exons. Lineage: Eukaryota; Metazoa; Chordata; Aves; Passeriformes; Muscicapidae.
UGUGUUGCUCACAAUAUAUUGUUCAAAAGGAACAAGCAUUUAGAGAAUGUGUUUUCAAAUUUUCAUGUUUUAAUUAAGGCUUUUAGCAGUAUGAUGACAGAAUGUGAAAAAAUAAGGCCUUCACUGGAAGAGAGAGUUCUGGCAUCACUCAAAAAGCAAAGGACCACAAAGGAGGUAAACAGAGCUUGAGAUAAUCAGACCUGGUGCCAAUGAAGGAACAAGGAUUCACUUGGCAAAGAAAUGCUUCUCAUGGACACAGAUUUGCUCAUCACUAUUUUGAAUAUGGAACUACAAGCACAAACAUGGGAUGGUCAGAGCAUGUGGCUGCCACGAUAAGCAUGCUGCACGGACAGGAGAGGGUCUUCUUACAAAGCAGAGAAGGAGUUAGAAGAUGCAGGCACACCUGAUGAAAAAGUAAACAGUGCUGGAGAAGAGAAUUUGAACCUCAGAAUAAAAGAGCUGGAAAAGUCAGAGCAAAAACUGAAAGGUGUUCUAGAGGACUACGUGGAGUCAGAUUCCAUCCUAAGAAAUAGGAUGAAAGAGCUGGAGCUGUCAAACAAAACACUUCUUGUGAUGAUUGAUCAACUUUAUGUGAAGCUGGACCAGGUUGAAAAUGCCAAUGUGCGCAUUAAAGGGAAACUGCGAGAUAUUCAGGAGGACCUGAUCAGCUUGGUUGAAAACCAAAAGAAGUCAGAGAAGAAGCACAAGGAAAAAUUGCAUUGGCUUCAGGAGCAGCUGAAGACAAAAGAGGAUGAAAUAAAAAGCCAGUCAGAAUAUUUUGAGCACUACAAACAAAGGCAGAGACAACAGACAGCAGUACUGAGGAAAAGGGACUGUUACCUUCAGGGUGAGGUAUCUAGGCUGGAAAAGCAAGUCCUAGAUCUUAAUGCCCAUAUUGCUCUUUUGACAUCCAAGUUUGAAGAGGCAGUGGUGCAGCACCUCCAGCAGAAGCUGCAGUCAGUGUGCAGUGGGACUCAGGGCUGUAAAUAUUCUGGCAUGGAAGAAAUGGAAUGGAAGACUUGUAUUGAAAAUGUGGAACAUGAUGUGAAAAGCCACCUCAAGGCAUUUCAGCAAAACCUGAAGCUCUUGAGGGAAAAAGAAGAGGACACUAGAAGAGAACGGGCAGACCUGCUGACUGAACUGCAGUGCUCUCAGAACACUGAAGACUUUCUCAGAACAAAAGUGGAAGAAUCUCACCAUAGUGUCUAUAGUUUAAAAUUAUCUGAAAUCAAACUACAGGAAAAAGUGGAAGAGCUUUUAGAUGAAAACAGAACUUUAAAAGAUCAAGGUACUGUGAAGUUGAAAAAGAAGAAAGAAAAAGAACUUACAAGAUUGGUGGAUGGAGACAAUAGUCUUAACCUGAAUGGAGAUCCAGUUCAGGAUGAAGUUCAGAAUCUGAAAUGGAGAGCAGUCUUGGAUUCACUCAGAAGCAGAGCUACUCAAACUCCAGUUGUGCUGCUACAUGAUAAAGAGUCUGAAACACCAGCCUGUAGUUGUGAUGGACUAAAGCAUACGGAGGAGCAACCAGAAGAACUUGUGCCAGUUUUGGAAUGCAGUUCUAGUGCUGUUGCAAAAGUUGCUGGUCUAGCUGAGACUGAGCAGGUCACCCUUGGACCACAGAGGGCAAAUACUCUAGAGGAUAGUUUCACUUUGCUCACGUGUAUGCCAAGUCAUCAUGCAGCAGGACUGCUUCCCCCUUGUCCUGAGAAGUUACCCAGUGAUGAGACAAAUAAGGAGACCAAAGAUGAAGAAACCUUUUCUCUCUUGAAGGAACACGCUAUAACUCUAACAGUGAAGACAUUCCCUGCUUCUGUGAUUGAAAUCUUAAUGAGAAAGAACCUCCAACUGAUCUUGUUUGAACACGGAAGAUGUCACAUAACAGCUUUCACCACUGAGAAGAAAGUGAAGAGUUUGAGUUUCUGUGAGACAAAUACUGAUCUUUGGUCUGAUGGUCUUUGCAUUGUUGCAAAAGGAGGAUUUUAUGACAGAGCUACUGAACUUCUUCAUGGAAAGUUGCCUUUUACUGUGGCUGAAGUUUUCACAUCAUCUCUAGAAGAAUGCUACAUGGAAAACCAUUGGGGAAACAAGCAAAUUCUGCCAGAAAGUGCUCAGAAGUGGUACAGAGAACUUGGUUUUGCUGAAACAAGGUAUGAAGAAACCAAAACUCAUUUAAAGCAGGCUCUCUCAGAAUUAGACCGCCUUAAGAGAGAAGUUCAGGACAAAAUGCAGGAAAAGCAGCACUGCAAAUUAAUGCCUGUCACACUGAAGGAUGGCUGGGAAAAAGAGGUGUAUAAAAAAGCUUGUAAGAGGUUAGAGCUGAAAGUGUUGGCCAUGAAAGCCGAGCUCAGGGACAAGGCUGCAUUACGUGACUUGCAGAUUCAAGUGAAAUUCCUUCAGGCUCAUCUGUAUGAAAAGGAGAAAGAACUGCAGAAGACAAAGUCUGAAAUGAGGUUGACAUUAGCUCCUCUGAAGGCUAAGCUGGCUUGCCUCACCCAAAAGUGCCAGGAAAGGAACAGCUUCAUUAGGAGAAUGCAUGAUGAAUUCCACAAGCAAGGAUUUAUUAACUCUGCAUUUGAUGAAGAGAUGAAGAACUUGGUGAAUGACACGACCCUGGCAGAGUACACGGUUGCUUUUACACCAAUGUGUGAUCAAGAGAUGCUGCCUUCCUCCACAGAUGUUUCACAGGCUAAUGGACAGCCAGAGGAUCAUGUGGAACGUGGAUCAAUAUCUGCAAACUCUCAGCCAGAGAUGGAUGGCCCCCACCAUUCUCCCAUCACCCCAAACUUGUGUGCUGGUUCUUCUCUCAGAGUAACAAGCCCAGAGAGGAUCUUAGCCUUGCAACAAGAGCUAGGAGAAAACUAUUGCAAAAAUUGCCAGUGAUCCAAUUAUUCCUAUGCCCUGAAGCUCUUUAUAGUAAUUUCCAUUAACUGCAGGAAUCCUGUUAAGAACAGAGCUGAUCAAUUGCAAUUGCAUUUGUGACAGUCUGCUGCUAAACUAAACAUGCAGGAGAUUUCAGCCUCUCUGAGACAACAUAACCUCCUUUAUAAACUUGGAUUCAAAUAAAUGCAA